This is a messenger RNA of Ictalurus furcatus (blue catfish), 5987 nucleotides long. RefSeq names its product TLC domain containing 3A (gene tlcd3a). Gene Ontology annotation, cellular component: membrane; endoplasmic reticulum. Bases 1479 to 2306 code for a protein of 275 amino acids. The record is from RefSeq and is a predicted model, not a curated record. Gene Ontology annotation, biological process: lipid homeostasis. NCBI's taxonomy places the organism in Eukaryota, Metazoa, Chordata, Actinopteri, Siluriformes, Ictaluridae. The transcript has 5 exons.
CAGUAACAUCGGAGGUGACAGCUUAAACAAAUGUAAGUGUAACUUUUUAUUAACCUUUUUCGAGAAAUUUCGAAGCGAAAUGAUACAGAUAAUUGACACCGUAUUUAUUUUCAGUCACUUAGUUUGCUAAUUAACUUGUAAAUGACUAAUUGCACACAUCAAAUGAUAAUUUGGUGGAUUGUUCACAUUUAUUAGUUAACACAUAUGUACAGUAUUCACAUACAUAUUAGAAAAUAAUGUACCGACGACUUUUUAAUUAAUUUAGGGACAGAUGGGGGGAAAUAUAUUUAGUUACAUUUGUUUCCUACAGGAGUUGGAAGGAUCUAGUCAUCAGUUAUUAAUUAACAGCUGGAUGUAUUUUGUCUUCUUACCGAUAGGUGGCAUCUUCGAGCUAACAAAGCACGCUUUAAAGUUGUUAUUCUUUCUGAAAUCCGCCUUUUUCUUCUCCUCGGGGAAAAAAAAGAAGUUUCGCCAAAACCAAAACUAUUCAGACGGAGUAGAUUUUCCGGGUUACAAUUUUACCUCCGGAGUCAGUUUGAGGACACUAACACGAACCCCCUCGAAAAUGAAACCCAGCGAAAAUAGUUCUUUUCUACUUCUUCUCUUCUUCUUCUUUUUUUUUUUAAAUAAACGACUAAAAUAAAUGUGACAGUAGUGUUUUUAUUCUCUUUUUUUGUUUUAAAAUAUAAUAAAUAUAUUUAUUAAAUAUAAUAAAUAAGCCUAAUAGUAAAUAAACGAAUACAAUAAACGUAAGAAAAUGAACUUUAUUGUUUUACUAUAUAAUAACAAUAAUUUCCGUGACACAGUGAUCUCUGACUCAUUAUCAGCGUCCGGAUUCACUCACUCAUUUCCCUUCACCUCUUCCCCAUAUACUAGUGCACUCAAAUGUCAUUCGCUAUAUAGGGAGUAGUGAAUGAGUGAGCGGUUUCAGACACAGCCAUGCUUACUCUUCAGUACAAUGAUCAUCAAAGUGAGUCGUUUCACUGAUGAUGCUCAGAGCGGUGAAUAACAUGAAUCAAAAGCUCGAGCCAAAAGAACCGAGUCACUGCAGAGAGUUGGAAACCCAGCACUAAGCUGAUGUACCGAGCUGCUGGUCCGCUAAACGGCGCUGUCGAGCAGUAAGAGCGCGGAAACAGAGUUCCUAUUCAUUCAGAUAACGCCGGUUCUUGGAGACUUUUCCUCUUUGGUGAUCUGGAAAACGAGCUUCAUGUUGCAGGAGAUACCGGAGCACGUGCUUAAGAGAAUCGUAGGCUACCGGGACGUCAUUAUCUCCCUGAAAAAAGCUGUGAUAUGUAAGGAAUUAUUGAACUAAGCUGCUUGCAAACCACCGGUGUUUGUGUGUGAGAGAGAGAGGGAGAGAGAGAGAGAGAGAGUGAGUGUGUGUUUAUAUGUGUAUGUGUGAGUGAGCGUGAGAUUGCCACCUGUGGCUGGAUUUCACCCUUAAAAACCCACGAGUGUUUCUUGGAGGAGAAACUAGGAUGUGGCGCGUGCUGCUGAGCGGGGCUGUGCUCUUUCCUAGCUUGUUUAUAAUCUUGAGGAAAACACUGCCGCUCGUUUUCAGGCGCUGGAGCGAUGCAGACGUGGUGCUGGUCAGCGAGAGGCUGGUCUCCUCUGUUCACGCCAUCAUGGCCACCACGGCUGGAAUCAUUGUGGUGUCCUCAUGCAGAGAGAAUGUGAUAACAAACAGACACUGGCUGGCCACCUCAUUUGUCCUCGAUUAUGGAGUGCCCUACAUGGCAUAUGACCUCUUCGCCAUGUACCUGAGCCACUACUACCGUUUCCGGGUCAAAGGCCAUGAGGAUUACCGAGGACACUCACUGAGGACGGUCAGCUUAUUUGUGAGGAAAGAGUCCCUGCUGGUCCUUCAUCACAUCGCACUCCUCACCAUUCUCCUGCCUUUUACACUGUUCUUCAGGAACGACCAAGGUGAUUUCUUCAUUGGCUGCCUCUUCCUUACAGAAAUCAGCACACCUUUUGUUUCGCUGGGCAAAAUCCUGAUUCAGGUGGGACUGCAAGACUGCUGGCUGCACAAAGCGAACGGCCUCAUGGUGCUGCUGAGCUUCUUCCUGUGCCGCAUUGUACUCUUCCCCUACAUGUACUGGGUGUAUGGAGCACACUACGGCCUCCCUGUCUACACUGUGCCCCUGCACAUCCCACUCUACGCUAACUUGGGCAACAUGUGCAUCCUCACGCCGCAACUCUACUGGUUCAUCCUGCUCUGCCUAAAGGGCUACCGUCUUUACAGGCGUCAGCGCAACACCAACCACCAAGACUCGACUUCAUCACCUCACGCCAAGGCAGAAUAGAGUAAGGAGAUCUGGUAAUGGCACAGUGAGAACCAAGUGCUCAGAUACUCCAGUACAGAUUAGCAUCAACUACACCUGCUUCUGCUGUUUAGUUAUUCUAUGAAAAGUCUACUAGUAUUUCUCUGCACACACAAACACACACAUGGCUGUUACAAUCCUAAUAUGCUGUGAUUAAUUGGAGUACACUGCUGGGGUGAAUUGGUUCUUUCUGCUGUGAGGGGAUUUGUGUGGUCAUACUGGUGCUCUGCCUCAUGGUAUUACUUAAUGAUGUAUGGCAGGGAGGGGGACAUGAGUGAAAAGAACUAAGGCGCUGUUGUGUCCUUUACUCUUUUAAUUCUGCAGACUGAAAGACUGUUCACAAUUUGGAUUGAAAUUCAUAUUUUUUCCCCUUCCCAACUGCAACUCAAAGGUAUGAAUGAUGUUUAAACUAUGAAUAAUCUCUACUUUUAAAAUGUAUUUUUGUACCAGUUUCAAAAACCUUUAAACAUGACCUUUUUAGGCGCCAUCCUCAUUUUCCAUUGCUAGGCCUUAACUGCUCCACCAUUGCUCCUUUUUUUGUUAAUGGCUGAUCAUAUUUCUGUGUGUUUCACUAUAAGACUACCUUAUAUGACCGCUUAUAGUCUUCCUUAAAGAACCACUUAAGAUUUUUAUGUUGGUGUAUAUUGGUGGAAUUGGAAGUCUUGAGGAAACUCAAUUCCUCCAGUCCAGAAGGUGGCAGCAGUUUCAGGUCUCAUGCUUACUAAGUGUUACAAAGCAUAACACAUUGUUAUAUGGUUGCAUAGUUGCUAUAUUGUUUAGGUCACUUAACCACCACAUCUCGGGGCAGCAGUUUAAGCAAAAACAAUUUUCUCAAAAUGGGAUAAUUUAUUUAUUUUACCCAAUACUACUUAAAAUUCUUCUCAUGCUAAACAUGAGUUUCACCUUCCAGAGGCGGUGUAUUUAAGCUCUGGACAGUGUUUGUGUAGAAACCAGCCAUUAGACAACAGAAAGAAUAAUUUAAAUAAAGUAGUAGGUGACCAGGUUCCAAUAUGUUGAUGUUUUUUAAUAUAUAAAUUAGUUUAGUAGUAGCAGGAACUCAAGCCUUCUUCCAAGAGCAUUCUGCAUUUCAAAAGAUCAGUUGGAUACAGUUUUUAUUACUGAAAUUUCUAUAUUCCUUAUGUACCUUUAAAGUGCAUGUUUUUUAACAUACAAAAGGUACACAUCAUAUAGGUCUAAUACGAAUGAUUUAAGUGUGAUUAUUAGGUUUGUGUUAAUCCUGCUUUUCCGCCUGUUAGAUGAGAAAUAUCUCUGCAUGUCACUGACUAUCAAUUCACUGGUCCUUUCUUACUUUAGGUUCUGUGAUUUAGAGUUCAUGCUUCCCAUUUCCAUCUUUAUUUUCUCCACUGGCUUAGUUCUUGGACUCUAUACAAACAGUUAAAAAUUUUCCACUUUAAAUCUAAUGGAUCAGUGGAGACAUGUUUGCUUCUUUAGUUCUGCAUUGGAGUUAUGAAUAUGUUAUGGAGGUAGCCAUCUUGGACAACUUGAGGCACUACUGGUUAGCUACAUUACACUUCUGGUGCAAAAUUUAAAGAUGUAAACAUCAGACAUGCAACAUGUCAGUUGACUAGCGAAAAUUCAGGGUAAAUGCAAAAUUGUCUCAAAUUGAUUAUUUUAAUGCCAUUCAAUAAUUCUCCAUUGGAUUCCAUACAGCUUUGGAUUCAAUUUAAUCAGUUUGAAGAUCUAGUUAGGCAUAUUAAACAAAUAAGGUUACAUCUAUUAAAAUAAGUGAACUGACUGACAAAAAUUCAAGUGACUUGAGACACUUUCAUAUUGUUAUUAUUAUUAGUAGUAGUAGUAGUAGUAGUAUUGUUAAUUUAUCCAAGUCCUACUGUAUUUGACCUUUACAUUAUCAGUGAUUAUAUACCAAGUUUAUAUACUCUGGUCAAAACACCACAUACAUGUAUUUUGGGAAAUAAUUAUUUGAUAUAUUUGAAUAAUGAUACACAUCAGAUGUGUACAGUGAAAUCUCUUACCCAUUGCAGUACUUAAAGGUCAUAACACAUACAUAGCCAGAAUGUUAUUAUUCCUAAUAUAGAUGGGCUUUCUAAGCGCAUUAUAGUAAGUCUUAUGCUUAGUCUCGUAUGAGGCUUUGUUUCUGCUCAGGGUUGGUAAAGACAAUGUUAACUGGUAUCUAAAGUAAACCUCUAUAGAUAUGAAAGCUGAAACUGUGAACACACAAAGUUGAAAUGGAAAACACCUGGAAUGACACAACUGAGUCUUUUGGUUUGUAUUUGUGCUUAGUUUUUUUGGUGGUUUCUCCUCCAACGUGGCUUGUGUUGUUAUCUUUGCAGUUGGAGACCAAAGACUGACAGGCACUUUACUCGGCAAUGUCUAAUAAAUACGACUUGCCACACUAGAAGUCUUUCAGUAUAUUAAGUGCUUUGUAUACAUUGAUCUCUUUGUGCAGUGUUAGAAAUGAGAAGAACUGGUUGAAUUUUGCUUUUGUUUGAGGAAAAUGUAGAAAAUGUUAGUUAUCUAGGUUAUUUUCUGCUUUGGUUUUAACACAUCUAUGCCAGGCUGGACUCUUCACUUAGGGUGGUGCAGGAAUCAGUAUUAAGUUACUUGGGUUGAGGCAGGUUUCUUUUGUUGCAAUUUGAUUGGAGGCAUUAAACAGGGUAAAGGUAUGAGACAAGAGUCUGUAUUGUCCAGCAUCAAGAUCCUGUGCCUUUUGUUUAAUUCAUGUGAGGUUCAUACACAGCUCAGGACAGGUACUGUUCACUCAUUGCAGCUGUGUCGGGUAAAUUUAAAAUAUUUACUGUGGGCCAUUUCACUCCCAAAACAAAUAUAUUGCUUGUUCUGCUGGAGUCUGCCUAAGUUAAAACCUGAACAUAAUAGUUUUGCCAGUAUGCAUUUUUUUUUCCCUUUUUUUUUAAAGAAGUGAAUAUCAAUAUCACCCUUAUGCUAAGUGUGUAUUCUUUUGAUGUGUUUUGUCAUUAGAUUUGUUUCCCCAAAAACAAUUUCUUUUUUCGCUGUAUGUAAUAGUGCUUGAUCAGCUCUGUAGCCAAUGGAUUAAUGACUGAACUCAUUAGCAAUAACUGAAGGCAUCCUGCUGUACUUGAACUACACUGUAACAAGUUCCCAUUAGUUUAUCUAACUCUCUGUCCAUCCUUUUAUCAAAAAGUCUAUCCAACAUUUAUUGCAACUUCUUUAAACACUAAACACAUUUGUUCAUUGUUGUUCACAUUCCUUCCUCAACAAGGAAGGAAAGACCUCAUUCAAUGACGACCAUUAUGCUUUGUUUGCAUUUUGUUUCCUAAUGUGAAUUCAUAUCUUUUGUCACUUUAAUUUUCUCAAAAAACACUCCCUGCCUCUUCUUAUAUUCAUGUUGAUUUUACAAAUAUAUUUAUAUAUCAGAUUUAUUAUAUAAUGAGGCUUUGAUUUUGUUUGUAGUGUAACCUUUUGAGAAAUGUCUUGUUUGAAAGUAAAUUGCAUACAACUAACCUUCAGUUGAGAGAGGAAUUUAUUUUUUGAACCUUGUGAAUUGGCACCAAGUAAAUCAGAAUUUGCUGAAAUUGUGUGAGCUUCUUUUUUUGUGUGUGUGUAGAUGAUUACUAACACACACAUGCAAACAAAUCAAAAGUUCAGUAUAUCACAAGCGUCCAGAGAGUAUACUGCAAUGUUUUUGAAAAGCCCCAAAUUCUG